This is a messenger RNA of Bactrocera oleae (olive fruit fly), 13881 nucleotides long. The record is from RefSeq and is a predicted model, not a curated record. Lineage: Eukaryota; Metazoa; Arthropoda; Insecta; Diptera; Tephritidae.
UGAAAAGAUUCACGGGUCAUAGAUUUUGAAUAUUAUAGUGCUAUGUAAGAAUUAUUUAAUUUCAAAAAGCCUAACUAAUACGAGUAUAAGAAUAAUUCGAAUAUGUUAAAGAUUUGUCCCUGAAGGAGAAAUAUUGAAAAUUUUUUUGGUUUACAUUAGACGGCGAAAAACCAUCAUUUUUAUAACAAAAAGUCAAAAAGUACAUUGCAGCGAAAAAUGUGGAGAUUAUCCAUUAUUAGAAAUAGAAAAUCUCUUCAUUAACACAAGAGCUAUUUCCUACGAAAAAAUAGAUUUACGAAUGGACGAACUGAGAAUUGAAAUUUAUAAUCAAACACAAAUGGAUCGCUUGCUCUAGCUGUUUUGGCGCUCGUUAAAGAAUGCCGCACGAAAUUCAAUUUGCUCUCAGCGCAAAUGUUUGCUGUUAUUUACAUAUAUUUUUGCUACUGUUGGCCACUUGUCGCACAAUUGAGUUCACAUGGCAUGAGGGCCAAUUUCUGUUUGCGACAGCGCUUCGUUGCUUUUGCCACGCUGGUUUUUAUACAUACUUAUACACACACACACGUCAUUUGGCUGCGAGAAUGGCAGCUGCAGCAAGCAGCAUACAUAGGUGGUAAGAGCAAUGAAGCGGCAACAUUUACACUAAUAAUUUAGCCACAUUCUCUCUGAGCCAUUAGUGCGCUUGAGGUAAACACUCAGAGAGCGCGCGUUUAUAUGCGAGUGUGUGGCACUUUUUUAGGGGUUGAUGACUGUUUGUUGUCGCCUUUGCUUUUAACUGUUUCUCUUCGCAUGGCUUUCAUUCUUUAUUUUACUGUUUUGAAGCGUUUUCGCUUAACCCUUGUCCGUUGGCGUCUUGCCACAUACUCAUUCAUGUUGCUAACAGUUAUUCACAGCGAAUGUCAGCAGCCACUUGCCACCAAUUCUCGACGACCGUCUGCUGCCACAGCGUCGUCGACCUGCAGUUCGUCUGUCCAGCCAUUUAACUACGGUUGACGGCUGUCGGCGACGGCAGACGUGCUGUAUCACAUUGUGCUGGGUUGUGUUUCGUUUUGGCCAACUGUUGUGCGCGCUCCUUUUGCCGUGUUGUGCUUCCGCUGUCGCUUGUGUUGUGCUCCGACCGCGCAGCGCAAAGGCAGCCAGCCAGCUCGUCAAGUGGAAUUCAUUUCAGUUUCAUUUCAAACGUCGUGCGGUGUUCAAGUGUUUUGCGGCCCGUUUCUUCCGCUUAUUCGAGUUGAAUUUCAUUUUAAACGCGUCCGUUUUCAAUUCUCUUGCACAUAAUACAAACACACACUCAUAAAUUUUUGAAAAGCAUUUAAUUUAAAAAAAAACACCGUUAUUGUGUUGCUGUGUGUACGACGACGACAGCCGGGAACCGUUGUGAUCAAAAGGAAACGAGUAGCAACAAUAAAAAAGUAAAUUACUACACACAAAAAUAAAAAUAAAAAGCUCUUACAAAAAUUAAAUUUGAUUUUCACGAUUUUGUGAAUUUUAUGCGACACAAGUGGAAAAGUAAAUCGUAAAUUUUGAAUUCUUCUGGUAAGCCGACACAUUUGUUCACUCCCUGAAGUGGAUUCAAAGGCGAAAUGUAGCAAAAGUGUGUUCAGUUGAUUGUGAAAAGAAUAUUGUGCAAAAUAUGCUCGAUAUAAAAAAUUGAGGCCAAAGUUAAUUUAAGACUAUACACAUGAUUAGUGAAACAAAGCAAAAACAAAAACAUAUCUGUACAUGUGGCAUAAUUUCAGCGAAAUAGCAACAAAAAUACAAUAUUUGAAAUAUUUGUACUAUUAUUAAUUAGAAAUAUUUUACAUACAAUAUUUAUUUGUCGGGUGAUUUGUGGUAAAAAUAAAAGCAUUUGGCAACAAAAUUAUGCCUGUCUAAUAAAAAUUUAAAAAGUAUAUAUUUUUAAUAUGAAUCAUAUAACCAAAAUAAAAAAUUCCCGAGUUUAUUGCUUCUGUCACUGCUUUAAUUAAAUGAGACCAAACUGCUUAGAGAACUCACAACGGUCAAGUCUGGUUUACAUAGCGAGCAGAAAAAUUGAAGCCGAGCGCAUUCUUCAUACAAUUUAAUUGUAAGUACACUUCGUUGGCUGACUUCCUAAACUCACUGACUAACUGUCUGACUGCUUGUAAGCUUAAACGAGAGGGGAAUUUUGAAUUACCGCUUCGCUGGCCACCGGAAAUUCCUUUAAUGACCAAACAAUACCAUAACAGAAAGAAAAAAACUAAGUAAAACGAAACAAGUAUUGCUUCCUACUCUACAUUCAGUUAUACUUAGUACUCACUAGAAGGGUGAGAACUAAUAAAAAAGAAUGCAAGCGGUUGUAAAGCUGUGAGGCACGUAUCGGCUAAAAUGUUUCGUUCACGCUCAGAAGUUUAGGCUAUUUUGCCGGUACAAAUACCAAUGCAGCUUAAAGAGCGUGUAAUAAAAAAGAGAGCGAAGACAGCGCAACGAGUCAGAGCGUAAAGAGAGAGUGCGUUGCCGGGGGAGAUUUCGAUGCGGUUUUUGUGGCGCCUAAUUCAAGAGUAUUCUUUUUUUGUUGUUGUGUGUGCGUGUGCAUGUGAGCAGGCUCAUGCAUAUGUGGCGCUGUUUGGACUAUGGUGGCACGUCUCGUAAAUUUGCAACGCAACGUUACAUUUUAUUGUUCUUGAGGCCAUUUUACACAGCCGACUUUCUCACAAACAUACAUAUAUGUCAAUUGUUUGUAUGUAUGUGUCUGUUGCUGCCAGAAGUACUGUUAGGACUAAGUCUAAUGUUAUUUUAUUUCUUUUAUUCGGCUGCAAUUACUUUUGUUGCUUUAGUGUUCGUUCUGCGAUCUCAGCUGUUGCCUAGCGGCAUCAAUGCCACUUAGAGAGAGGCGCAAUAUGUUUGAAAUAUUCGAACUCGGCUUUUGCUGCUAAUUUAUUGCGCUGCUACGGCAGCAAUACACACAUUGUUGCCCAAUUAUCGCGACUAAAUAUGAGAUGAGCGCGUGCGGCUGUGUGGCCCUGCCAGACAGCGACCUUAAGCCCUGUAAAAUCGGCAUUAGUUAAAGACAAUUUUCCAGCGCUCAAAUGAAAAUCCAAUAAAACUUAACUUAGCAUUUUAGAAAAUGUGAAUUAUGCGCAUGAGUGCACUUGUACAUGCCGCGCAUGAAGCAUACUUGUAGGCGCACGCGGCAAAUUAGGGAUUCAAAUUUACAAACGCGGAUUUCAGACAGAAAAAGAAUAUUACCGACCACAAAAAUAAAAACAACGACAACGAAAAAAGAAUAAUAACAACAAAAAGUAUGACAGUUAUCGCUAAGCUCGCACGAUUGCGAUUGUUGAGCAUAAAUUCAGUGGUAAUUCAUCUGACAAAAGUUAAGUUGACAAGCGAGCAUUUUUCAAACAGACAGCGAACCAAAUAACCAGCUAACAACCCAAGUCGAUGCGAAAAGUUUGAGUUUGGGAGAAAUGUAAAAUGACAGCUAUUAAAUUGGGAUUAAACAGCUUGCUACGCGUCUUUAAUUUAAAUGAGCACAUAUUUAGCUACAUGAUAAUAAACAGCAGUUGCUUUGAUAAUGCAUUCACGCCUUUAUAAAUUGUAGAUUUCUUUCCGAUCGAAAGCUUUCCAUAAACUCUAGUUUUAGUAUUCCCUAGCACUUCAGUCUCUAGCAAGCAGAGCGGCAAUAUUGACCAUGAUCCCACUGACUGUGCUCUCAUUAAUCUUCUUCAGUUUUAGACUUGUUGCAGUAAUUAUCCACAGCAGAAUCGCUAGGAACUAAUGUCUAUGAGCUUCCAACAAAGUGUACUAUCGCCCUAAUGUCAUCACACUGGUAGUGAGUCGGAGCUCCAUUGAUUGGACAAUAUUUAAUAGGCAUCAUGCGGUGAAGUGAAAUAUUUUCACCAGAGCCACUUGUCAAUAAUUUUUUCGGCAAUCUUUGAUUCGAAUUUUUCAACUGUUCUAAGGCGACUGUAUCGUGUUCAAAAUCUAAAAACAAAUCCGCAAAUCUUAACAAAAGACUUUCAUGUUCUCUUUAACUAUUUGUGUUUCAUGGAAAUCUUGCGCAUUUUAGGUUAGCCUAAUAUUAUAUUAAAGUUAUUUAAGAGAACUCGAAAUGGAUCUCAGCAGUAAUUAUAAUAUACUUUUGAAAAACAUUUUUAAGAUUAGCUAUUUUUACUAUCAUUCGAAAAUAAUUUAUUAACAUCCAUAUAAAUUUUAGAAAUAUUCUAAAUGAUUUUUCUCCAUAUAUUUAUGUGAAAAUAUUUUUAAAAUGUACAUAAGCAUAUCAAAGAAUAUCAACCAACUAAGAAACGUAUGCAUACUCAUACAAGAACAUACUACAAAAAGAAAACAAUUUCUUGUGUGCUGUUUUAUUUAACGCCAUUAGUCGUCAACAAAUGCGUGACAUUGAAAUACGUCUGUAUGUAUUGUUAUGAGAGUAUAUCUGUAUCGCACCGGAAGCAAGAACUACCAUUAGUUUUUAUGUGAAUUUCUUUCAUUCGACUAUGACCACAUGAAAGGUGUCUAAAUUUAAAAGUAUUACAAAAUCGUUUUGUUAUUUGGAAAAACAAUCUAAUGAGCGCAUAAAUUUCACACAUCACUUUUGUUGCUGCUGUUUUUGUUGUAUCUGAAAAAUAUUUAUAUAUAAGCAUUAAAGAAAUGAAAAUGUGCGCGUAAACAAACAGCUUGAAAAACAAAUAAUGAAUAAUUGAUUGGGACACUGUUGCGCUUCUUGCGAUGUGUUUAACAAAUGCCGUUAAUAUCGCAGCAAAAUUUUAUAAACACCUGCCAAUUGAUGAACCAGCGAAGCAAUAAAAAGGAUUUAUUUGAGUAUAAAUGGUAGCUGGUUCUGCGUUAAAUUUAUUUUGGGCAACAUAUUUGGAUACUUUUCGAAAAACAUAUUCCUUUGUUGACUGCAUUUGCCAUUGAACGAGCUUGAAUGAAGCGGAAACUCAGAACUAAGCAGCAAAUAAAGAAAAAAGACGUGACGCCCAAAAAGUCCAAUUCACACUGACACCGAAAUUAAAGCAGCUCAGAUCCUGCAAAGUAAAAAAUACGCUCUCGAAGGUAACUGUGGAAACAAAUGCAGCACCACAAGAAAAAGGGAAGAGAAUGUGACAAUUCACGAGAAAAAAGAUAUUCGAUUUUCGGACUCGCAUUUCAGCUAAUGAAGGCAGCAAGCUUGUGAUGACCUCCAGACAAUUUUAUUCAAUAUGCAAACACCAACGCAACAACAACAAGUGUGCAAAUAAUAAUAAAACGAACUUGUGAAUAGCAAACAAAGUGGUGGAUGAAAACGUAGAAUGUUUGAACAAAAUUCAUGAAGAAAAUUAUAAACUCAAUGAAAGCGGGCAUAAACCAAAACCAAGAGUUUGCGUUAAAAUACAAGAAAUUUCAUCAAAAUUCACAUAUUUCUAAACUCAUUAUCAGAAAAUAUAUAUGUAGUGAUAUAUAUAUAUGUAUUAAAAAAAUUUAAUUAUUUAUUAAAAUUUUUGAAAAUCAAGAAAUCUGUAUUCCGUGCGUGAGAUAUUCGAUCUUAUAGAGGAAAAAUAAAUUAAACGCAACUACAGCAAACUCUUUGAAAAGCAGAUGCAGUGAAUUAUUAAAACGUCAGCCAAACUGUCAUAUGUGUAUUGCGUAAACACAUAAAUAUAAAAACACAUAUUUGUAUAGAAAACACUAUUCUGACAGAGACUGAGAAUUGAGAACAAAAAAUUUCAAAACUUCACAGAGCACAAUCAAAACGGUUCGAAACAAGCACAGCAUGGAAAUAAAAACCAAUAGACCGACGAACAUAUACACAUAAAAACAAACAAAACUCCAAAUAAUAUACUUGCGACCAACCGCCGGCGGCGGAACAGUAGAAUCGACCCUGAAAGAGUAAAAGGAGCACCAGACGACAACACCGACGACGACAAAGUCAAUGACGUAGACGAAGACGAAUGUAUAAAUACAGCAACAAAUCUUUGCAUAAAACGAGCAAUGUCAAUGCGAGUUCUUAAACAACAACAACAAAUGAAAACAUACGAGCUGAAAGUGAGCGAGCGCAGAAACAACCUGAGAUAUAAGAAAAAUUGUAUGUAAACGUUGUUAAAAACAAAUUUAUAGCUUAUCGAAUAUCAAAACGGCAACAAGAACCUUGGUUGCAAAAUUGAAGCAUUUUCAAAGCUAUUGAAAUUCAACAUUAUCAAACUAUUUUAAUAUUCAACCAAUCUAGUCGUUUAAAACAACAAAAUUUACCUACAUAAUAUAACAACAAGUUGAUGCAACAUUUGCUUGCAACAUGUUGCUAGCCAUACGAAGAGCACCACCCACAAUGGUGGUCCAAAAUGCCCACCACAACAUAGUUAUCGGCAUGCUGUUGGCAGUGUUACUAACAUUGGUGUGCAGCUCACCCGCGCAAGCAGCGAUAGAUGAAACACUGAGCGAACACGAAGGUAAAUCGGUGGUGAUACCCUGUCCGGUCAACAAAGCCAAAUGCGGUGAUCUGCACUCGAUAAAUUGGUUUAAGGGCGACGAUCGCAUUGCGGCGAUGCUAUUGGGGGACAGCAAUGUGACGAGUGUAUCAGACGAGUAUGCGAACAGAGUCACAGUCGAGCAAAAUCCAUUUAGAUUAGUAAUAAAAGACCUAAAAAUAGCUGAUGAGGAUAUCUAUCUUUGUGAUACAACAUUUCUUAUACCAAUCGAAACGUGUGAUAAUUUCAACGGUUAUCGUGUCGAGUUGAAUGUCUUAGUGCCACCAACGGAGGUUGUAAUUCUGGAUGAAAAAGGUGAUUGCAUCGAGAAUGGUUCCAUCAUUGGACCCAUGCAGGAACGUCAAACAUUGAAAGUGUCAUGUGUCGUACAGAAUACACGACCGCAACCACAGGUCGGCUGGUGGCGAGGAAAUAAGCGACUAUUGACGCAUUCCGCUUCCUAUGUUGAGACGGAUGGUCUGUUCACUGCCACGCUGGAGUUGAAUUUGGAGUUGUCACGUGAUGAUCUGGCGAGAGAUAUUGAAUGUCGUGUCGAAUCUGCAGCACUGCCAAAAAAGCUCAUCAAUAAGUUUCGUGUCGAUUUACAAGUGCGUCCGACGAGUAUAUCCAUCAAUGGUGUGGAACAUCAUACGGUGCAGGGCAGCAAAGUGGUGCUGACAUGUGAUAUUCAUGGCGCUCGGCCAGCAGUGAAUUUGACGUGGUUCAAUUCCUCUACAGUCAUUAGUCCCGAAGAAAAUGAUUUAACCGAAAUUAGAACAAAGGCGUUCGAGAAGGACGACGGCACGUAUCACACGCAGUCGGAGCUUAUCUUCAACGCGACACGCUUCGAGAAUGACAUGAUUUUCCGGUGCGAUGCGGACAACGUGGUACUGCAGAUAAACCGGGAAAAACCAUUCACAUCAUCGUUGACGCUAGAAGUUCUGUAUCCACCAGUGGUUAAGGUUAGCCCACCCGAGAUUACGGUAAACACUAGCGACACUGUGCUGCUCAACUGCGAAUAUGUUGCAAAUCCAGCGUCGCUGACGCAAGUCAUGUGGUAUCGCAACGGUGAUUUAGUCAAUGUCAACGACACGGAACGAUACGAGGGUGGCAAUUCCGAGAACGUUGCACUGGUUAUACGCUCCACCGACAAGGAGGAUGUCGGCAACUACACCUGUCAACUAUCAAAUGUUAUCGGCAAGGGCAUAUCCGAGCAGCAAAUCGACCUAGAUGUACAGUUUGUGCCAAUUGUAGAAGUGCUGAUGAUACCCGAGGGUCCCGUUAAGGAGAGUGACGAGUCGAAUGUUACUCUCUACUGCAACAUCUUGGAAGCUAAUCCGGCAUUGCUGACAAAAGUGCGUUGGUAUGCCAAUUCGACGUUGCUCAAAGAGCUGCCCGAUUGUGAGGAGACAAAGGAGGACUUAUGCCACAUUGAUCCAAGUAAAUUGCUGUUGGAGAGCAUUGGACGUGGCUUCUUCUACAAUUACUCUUGUGAAGGCUACAAUGCCGCCGGUUGGGGACCACGUAGCGAAGAUAAAGAGUUAAUGGUACACUACGAGCCAGGUCCAGCCAUGCUCACCCACUUUCCGUUGAUUGCGGUGAAGAAGAAGAGUGUGACAUUUUCGUGCUCUGUCGACGACCCUGGAUAUCCAGAAUCGAAUAGAUUCCGUUGGCAGCGCGGUGGACUUGGACCCUUGCAGGAUAUCGUUACCAAAGAUUGGACUGUGGAGCCGGUGGGUUUGGAUAGUCGCACCAACUACUCUUGCUAUGCUUACAAUGAGGGAGGCAAGGGCUCCAUGGCUAGCGUUAAUCUAGAAGUGCAUGCACCACCAUUCUUCAUCAAGAAUCUAGUGCCAUAUACGGGGAUGUUGCACACAUCGCGCACGGCAAAUCUAACAUGUCGCAUCGAAUGUGUGCCACGCUGUGAAAUCACAUGGUUGAAGGGCACCGAGCCCAUUGAAAAGAACGACACGCGGUACUUCAUCAAGGAGAAAUAUGUGGACGCGUCACCAGCAACGGGCGACUUUGAGAGCAUGCUUUCAGUGUUGCACUUUAACAUGUCAAAUUGGCCCAAUCAAAAGUUCGACAUCGAAUCAGAUAGCGCAAACUACACUUGUGUAUCUACAGGAAACACCGUUGGACCCGGCAUCAAAAGCGCCACUUACUUUUCUAUAGAAUAUGCGCCGGAGAACUCAACCGUUUCGGAGGAGAAGGUUUCCGUGCAAGAGGGCACUAUACCCGGACGUGUCAUUUGCAAUGCCAAAGCUAAUCCGAGCGCUCACUACAGUUGGUACUUCAACAAUACAAAACUGGGACAGGAUCAGGCGUUAAUCAUCAACAAACCAAUGACACGCAAUGACUCCGGCGUCUACACAUGUGUUGCCUCCAAUAAGCACGGCAAGAGCCCAGCCGAAACAAUCAUCGAUGUACAAUUUAAGCCACGUUGCGAUAUUGAAAGGCACGAGAUCGAUGACCAGGAUACACUAAUUUGCACAGCAUUCGGAAAUCCUGUAGAGGCUGAUUUUUCAUGGUCAAUUAAAGCGGAAAAUGACAGCGCCGAAUGGCUGGGCAGUGGCGAGCGGCAGGGUUUUACAGACAAGAGUUUUUAUGUGUUGGACGAUGACUAUGCGAUUGCUCGAACUUACCGUUGCGUUGCGAACAACACCGUCGGCCCGGGCUCAUUCUGUGAAAUCGAAGUGGCCGCGGGUUCACCACUAUAUGUCUGGUGGCAAGAACAACUAGUAUGGUGGCAACGUUGGGAUAAAACGACGCUCAUCAUAUUGGUAGCCUCGAUAUUGGCGCUACUUUUGGCCGUGAUAAUUAUCUGUUGCAUCAUCAUUUGCAUAUGCCGCCGACGCAGACGUCAAGAUAAAUUACAAGACAAGUCAUCUUCACUGGGGGAUCCAUUGACGGAACCUGGCGAGUAUGAGAAUCUACCAUUUCAUGGUCUGCAAACGGCUCCUAACAAGUUCUCUACGACUCUUACAAAUUUUAAUAACAACACCAAUGUGGUGCGCGUUGCUCCACGACCCAAGAGACUCAAUGGAAAUAUUGGCCCGCAACAGCACCAGCUGCAGCAACAGUACGAGCAGGACCAGUACGACCAGCAAUUUCAAUAUCAUCAACACCAACAGCAUCAUCAACAACAACAUCAAUACAAUACCAUGCAAUAUGUCGGUGCCGGUGGACGAGUGAUAACAACGAAUCCCCAACAGCAGCAAUCGCACACAAUGAAUUCCCACAACAAAAGUAUGCUGUCUCUUCAUCAACAACAUCAGCAGCAGCAUAUGCCGAUAUCAACUGCCGACGGCACCAGCGGCAGCGUCAGCGGCGGUAUGAUUGGGGCAGGCAAUACAGAUCCUGGUGGCAGCGGUUAUAUGAACGGCAAUGUCGGCGGCGGCGGUGCACCCCAUCAAAUUACAUACAAUCUGAAUAAUUGCUUUCCGAAAAGCUACACAGAAUAUUAUCACCAGCAGCAACAGCAAAAACAUAAAAAUGGCGCCUCGAAUAACACUUCCAGUGCUCAAUUUUUAAAUGGCUUCGAACAUGAAUACCCCAGCUACACGGUGGUUGAACGCAACACCGCUGCUGCUAGCGCCACCGAUAUGGGCGGCAUAGGUGGUCAAAGUCCGCGCGCUGGUUCAGCACCCACCCCAGCUGCAGUCAGCACCAACCCCUUCUUGGCUAUCAACAAUUUUAAAAAAUAUGACACCAGUGGUUACACGACGGAUAAUGUGUAUCAGCCGCACAUACUGAACAUAACUGGCAGUAGUUCGAUGCAGCGCAGUGGCAAGCGGAAACCCAUGCUAGAUGCCAAAAUAGAGGAUAAGAAAUUCUACUCGCUGAAAUUCACCGGUGUUGGCGGUAAGAACAAGGCACCGCAUGUGGUCCACAAGUCGCCGGCGAGUGGUUUGUUGAACGCGUCCAUGAUUUGGCACGGUGGCAGCAGCAACAGUGGCAAAUGUAAGCGACAUCAUUCUUUUGCUGGUGGUAGCAUUGGCGAUAUUGAUUCCGCCGGCCCGGGCGCCCAACACAACACCCACCAAGUGAAAUCUUCGGCUUUAAUGCGCUUCUACGACCCGCCCGCCUAUGAGAACUUGGCUGGUGACAACACGGCCGCAGUGCAGGUACACGAGUGCGCCGUAGAGGCGCAUUCAUCGCCUGCCGCUGGUGGUAUGACUGGCACGGCCACCAUAUUGCUACAUCCGCAGCCUACGGCUAGCGGCAGCGGCGUAAGCAGCAGUCAUGCAACGGCUGGACAAACGGGCCACAAGAAAAAACAUCACCAUCGCCAACACCAGCAGAAGGAUGAUUUCAAUUUGAUCGAACCGGAACGUCUGAGCAUCUAUCGGAGCGAUUCGGGCAUUUCGAACAGUUCAUAUGAGUGCGUUACGUCGGGGCCACCACCGCCGGGUAGCACGCUCACCGCAAGUGCUCUGAAUGGCACACCGCCACCAAAAACACCAAAAGGUAACAAAUUAGCGAAACACCCGUCCACUGUUAGUAGCGGACCCAGCACUGGCAGUUUCGUCAAUGGCGCUAAUUGUAAGAAGUCCGUUCGUCAACUUGGCGGCAGUAAGUGCAACAUUGCGAACGCUACAGCUAGCGGUACCUCGCUGCCCGUUUAUAUGAAUGUGGAUGGUCAGCAUGUAAGCACGUUCGAACGCUCAUGUUCGCCCAGUUCUAACUUAGUCAAUUCCUCGUAUGAGUCGGCUUCGUCUUCACAAAAUGACGGCCAUGGCGGUCAUGGCUCAACAGAUCCGACGUCCAUGUCCUCAUGCAACUCGUUGCAAAGUAGCGGUACCGGUACUCUAAUUGGCGUGGCCCCGCUAAUGAAAACGGGUGCAGGCCUAACGGCUCCCCAUUCUGGUCUGCAUCAAAAACCCGCCGAAAUUACAACGCCGGAGGAGUACGAACAAUACCAGCUGGGUCACCACCGCCACUCUGCCUCCUCGCUUAGUGCAGCAAGCACGGUGAGUGCCAGUGGAACGCGUCGUUGUAAAAAACAACUAAUCAUGUUAGCGCCAGCGGUAUCUGUUACAGGAAACGAGCAUUAUGCUAUUGGCGUCACUAAUCCAUUUCUAGCAAGCGAACGCGAUGUCACAGCGACCGGCUGCGCUACCAACGCCACCUCCUCCGCCGACGGGUACAGUUCCCCCGGCAGAGAUAAGAAACUACGACGAAAGACUAUCAGCGACCCCUACGCACAUAUCCGUUAUAUCAGCUACAGCAGAAGCGCCGCCAACAACAACAGCAACAACGGCGCAGCCGACUGCCAAGCACAUGCCCACAAUUAUCGGGCCAAAUGUGCGAACAAUGCGCUCGAGGCAGCAACAACAGCAGCAGCAGCACAUCAUCAGCAACAGAAAGUUAAAUUACAACAACAACAUGGCAACAACAAUAGCUGCAAACAUCAACAAUCAUUGCUAAUCCCGCGAAAAUUGCGCAACAACAACAAAGAACACGGCAACAACGACGAUGAGGAUGUUGAUGAGCACAACAACAAGGAUGUUGCAAUGUUCCAGCAGCCACGAAGCAGAUUAGUACCUUUAGGUGGUAAUGCUGAUGAGAGAAAUAUUGUUGAUGUUACUAAGAAGACUGCCACUACAGAAGACCGCACGUGUGUCGAGAAUGUUGCUGGUGGGGCUGAUGUCAGCGCGGAAGCAAUGCUGCCAUAUAUCGACGAUGUUCAAAGUGCAGAAACAACAACAGCCACAUACGCCGCACACGGCGAUUAUCUACCACGUCGACCAGUUAAAUUGCCGCUACGCAAAUAUCAUACUUUCCACUUUCAGCCUUCGCAAACGGUGGCCGGCACACUACGUCACUGCCAAUUUCAGCAAUUACGUAUUCAAAUGCAACACAAACAACCACUACAACACUACAAGCUACCCGCACAACAAGCAGAUAAUGCCGAGCUUACGACUCCCGGCCAAUCUCCAACUACCAUUAUUGCCGAAACUGCCGCCGCAGCACGUCCAACUAGACGCUAUGCAACCGAAGGUGGACCACUCGUUUUCCGGCCGCUCUCCUGGCACGAGCAGUGCACCUUCAAGCCAAUAUCAUCCCCAGUUGACGCUGCUGAAGCGCCAGUCGUCCACCCCAUGAUAACAGAAAUACCGUUAGAGAAAAGACGCUCAGAGGAGGAAAAAGAACAGCCGGAAUUGAGCGAAGAACUUUUAGACGAUAUCAAACAAAUCACUAGAAGUGUACAAUUACAACAUGUAAGCCUUAAUCCUGCCGCUUCGCUGGAGGCGCUCGAAGCACUUACCAAACACCAUCCCGAGUUAAUUUAUGUCACCAAACCGGGCACACGUCAGAAUCUGCACAAGCAACUUGCACUGCCGGAACAGUGGAAGAACCAACUGGACGUUGAAAAUUACCCAACCGCUAGCCAAACCUCUUCACAGGACUACACCGCAGCGCGAAGUGAUAGUAACACUAAAGUGGACGAAGUCGCCGCAAAUGCUACGCUUGACGCUCAGUGCGACGAAGAGGAAGAUCUAGGUUAUUCUUUCUGCGAGGACGACAAUGAAGAUGAAGGCAUUGAGGAACUAGUAGGCGAGGGUGUUGAAAGCAGAGAAAUUGAAAGUGCUGAGGAGCAGCGCACAAUCAUUCAUACGUCGGAGUCGCCACGUGUGGUACUCUCUGCGGGGCGCAAUGGUGGUCACGUGAAAUACAUGCUGCGGCAAAGCUACCGCGAAGUGCAUAUUUAGUUGCCACAAGCAACGUGCCCUUUCUGAUAUUCUAAAGUUGGAUUACAAAGCGCCGCCAACCAGUCAACAUUAAUAACUGUAAAUAAAUACCAAAAAUUCCAAUUUAGUUUAAAGUGCAUAUUGUUCUGCUCUGGCAACAAGCGCCCAUGCAAAUAAAUUAAAUCGAGUAAGUACGUGCAUUGAGUUCUAGUUAUGUGUAAUUACUUAGUUGUAACUGCAUAUAUAUACAUACCCAGCUGUAGGUAAAUGACUGUCGACAUGUUAAGUUUGUUGGUACUUUUCUAUCCAAAUACAGAUAAAUAAAAAUAAAAUCAAAUACAAUUAAGGUUUAGUCUUAACAUAAAACCAAAUUAAUCUAGUAUACGUACAUGUACGUGUAUUUAAAAUAUUUAUGGUAUGUAUAAUUAUUGUGUAAAAUAUUAAUGUUGCCACAUUUUUUGUACACAACCCAGGCAAAAAAGUUCAUUAAAAUAGGAUUUUUUGUAGAAUCAAAAGUGCACAUGCAUACUUAAAUGUGUACUUUUGUAUACGCAAGCUACAGUUUCAUAUAAUUUUAAUAGAAGAAGCCACAAUUUAGUCAAUAAAAUACCCUUAUUUACUUAACAAAUUAAAUAUUAAAAUAUUUAUUUAUUUACAUAAAUUAAAACAUUAAAAUACUUUAAGAUCAAUUGUUGGUACAUUAAUUUUACAUAGUUAACUAUUUAUUUCCUUAUCGUCUAGCCAAUUAUCAAUUUUUAUAAGCAAAUGCCUUGAAC